UGCUCCUUUUGAUUUCAGUCCAUACCAACCCCUCUCUUUGUCCGUGGGGCGGCAAACCGUCCCGCAGCUCCGUGAUCCGAAGUCUUCCCAGAGUUCACCCGAGAAGAGUGGGACGCCCUAUUCCCCUUUAAGGAAACUCCGCCAUCUAGAGGCAGCUAGACUCCUCCCUACCUGGAUGAAUACGCACCAUGAAGAUGAUGCGGGUUUCGAGGCAUGCAGGAUGGAAUCGUGUUCUUGUUUUUAUGGCGUUUCCAUUACAAUAUUCAAUUUGAUUUGGCGUGACUGCGCAACGUGGCAUUAUUCUCGCGAUCAAUUGAUGGGCUUUGGGGCCUCAAGGGUGCCGGUGGGUUACUGAAUACUACCAAGUAUUUGACAUACCCCGCAGUUGCAAAAGGGUGGAUGGACUGUAUGAACGAACGAUCAAGCCUGGAUACGGGCGAGCAAGUGCGCCUAUACGGCUAUUUGUCUAUCGUCUGAAGGGUAUAAAGAUGCAGGCGCGGGCCCAUCCUCAUUUUGUUUUUCUUUUCUUGCCUUGUUCCAAAUAUCAAACAUGCUAUCAUUUCUCUCAAGGUCAAUUCUCAUUGUAGCAUUCGCAAACGUUCUUGUGCUUUGCAGUGCAAACCCCCACUCACAUCAAAGAUACUCAAUCAUGAGCUCAUUCAACAUCAAGGCGGCGCCUGGCACCGACAUCUGGCGCAAACCGCCCACCACGGACGUUUACAACGCCCCGACCCAUGCACCCGCCGGCACCAAAACCACCGCCCCGCUCUCCAAGUUCAAGUCGGCGCAGGUGAGCUUCACCUUUAAGCCGACGGAGCAGUACGACCAGGGCGGCGUCGUGCUGUCCUUCACCCCGCCGGAGGGCCAGGGGAACAGCACCUCGCCCAAGAAGUGGGUCAAGUCGGGCGUGGAGAUGCUGAACGGCACGCCGCUGCUGGGCACGGUGGCGACCGACAGGUGGGCCGACUGGUCGAUCAGCCCUGUGGCCUUGAAGCCAGACGGCAAGACGGUGGACGCGACGAUAUUCCUGCAAAAGGAGGGCGACGAGAACGGCGUCAGCCUUUGGGUUUACGGCGUCGGAGCCGACGGCGUCAAGAAGACGCUCAGGGAGAUCUGCUGGGUCUUUGCCGAUGAUAUGAAGGACUGGGAGCUCAAGGUCGAGGCCUAUGCUGCCAGGCCGAAGGGGUCGACGGAGGAGUUGGAUGUGGAGUUUGGUGGCUUGGAGGUCACGUGGAGCGAGUGAUUUGAGUCGGUGUUUUGACUGGAUUCACGGUGUAACUUGUGUUGUGAAAUAAGAUUGUGUUGGUGGCAUGCCGACUUUGGCGACAGUCAAUUGUGGAAGAUGUGACAGUUUGACGGAUAGCAGUGGCACCUCAACCUUUCUUAUUGCGCCAGGGUUGGGGUUGCGGGAAGUACAGACAGGACCAUUUCGUAGGGAGGAUUGACUAGGUGGUCAGAUCCACUCUUGAGGAACGACUCGGUCCCUUGCCCCACUAUUUUGGGGACAGCCUAGCCUUAGCAGAAACAGCUAUGUGUACCUUUAAUUAUUCUUCAACACCAAAGCCAAAUCGUCAAGAACACAUCGCCCAUUGUCACCGCAACACCCACGCGCCUGCUCUUAUUCUUCCUCUCCACCAGGAACCCGAUCACU
This is a messenger RNA of Pyricularia oryzae 70-15, 1651 nucleotides long. RefSeq lists its product as uncharacterized. The coding region runs from base 551 to 1243 and encodes 230 amino acids. The record is from RefSeq and is a predicted model, not a curated record. Lineage: Eukaryota; Fungi; Ascomycota; Sordariomycetes; Magnaporthales; Pyriculariaceae. The transcript is spliced from 2 exons.